This is a messenger RNA of Naegleria gruberi, 977 nucleotides long. RefSeq lists its product as uncharacterized. Bases 26 to 955 code for a protein of 309 amino acids. The transcript has 2 exons. The record is from RefSeq and is a predicted model, not a curated record. NCBI's taxonomy places the organism in Eukaryota, Heterolobosea, Eutetramitea, Acrasida, Naegleriidae.
AAAAAAUCAAAAAACGCAAAACACAAUGUCUGCCGAAGAAUUAGAACAAACCAGCUUUACUGCUCUUGAUGAUGAUGAAAAGGUUGAAGAAACCACAACACCAGUUACUACUACACCAGAAGUUCCUGCAACAAUCACACCAGUUGUUGAAACUGUUGCUGAUGUAGUUGAAGAAAAACCAAAGGCUGUUGUUACACCAGUUGUUGCCUCUACUUCUCCAACAACAACAACAACUUCUACUCCAAAGGUUGCUGCCACCACAACACCAACAUCAACUCUUACUGCCACUCCUGUUAAAAGAUCUAGCAAGGGACAACCACUUCCUUUCAGUAUUAAUCCAACCGAUCAAACUCCAGUUGAACAAUUAAGUUUGGCUGAUAUUCUCAUGUGGAGAAAUAUCUUUGUCACUGUCCCAGUCUUCCUUGCUAUUCAAGCUCUUUUCCUCCUUCUCUGCAAAUAUGAAUUCACACUUGUCAACCUCAUUGGCAAGGUUGUCUUUAUUCAAGUUCUCAUUUCUGUUGGUUACAUGGUUGUCUUUAAAAUUAUUCAAAACAAUCCAAAUCAUACUUUCCCAUUCCAAAAUGUUGAAAUUAGUCAAGAACUCGUCAAUAAGAUUGUCACUGGUAUCGUUGCAAACGUUAACUCUGGCUUGAAGUAUUAUCUUGACAUUUUGAGCUGUAAGGAAUUGGGUAAGACCCUUGCUUUCGGUGUUGUUGUUCUCAUUGUCAGCUGGUUGGGUAAAAAGAUGGCCGGUGAAACUUUCUUGUAUCUUGCUUUGAAUGUCCUCUUCACUCUCCCAUUAAUUUAUGAAUGGAAACAAGAUGAAAUUGACUCUGUUCUCAAGAUUGCUUGUGAUCAAUCUAAGAAGUACAUUGAUUUGGGUAUUUCUAAAUUGCCACCUCAAGCUAAGGAUAUUCUUGCUAAAUUAGGUUUGGAUGGUAAGAAGAAUCAAUAAAUUAUAUAGCUCAUUAUAUUAU